GUGUGUGUGCCGGUGGAGCAGGCCGGAGCGGCGGGGCCGGGGCGAUGCUGGAGGAGGCGGGCGAGGUGCUGGAGUCGGUGCUGAAGGCCUCAUGUCUGCCGCUCAGCUUCCUGCUCUUCGUGCCCGCCGUACUCCUUCUUUUGGGCCCGCCGCCUGCCGCUGAGGCCGCCCACGAGUUCACGGUCUACCGCAUGCAGCAGUACGAGCUGGGCGGGCAGCCCUACGGCACCAGGAGCGCAGUGCUUAACACAGAAGCCCGCACUGUAGAAGCAGAUGUCCUGAGCCGCCGCUGCGUCAUGAUGCGACUGGUGGAUUUCUCCUAUGAGCAGUACCAGAAGGCUCUCCGCCAGUCAGCUGGUGCUGUGGUGAUCAUCUUGCCACGAUCUAUGUCUUCUGUCCCACAGGAUGUUGUGAGGCAAUUCAUGGAGAUAGAGCCAGAAAUGCUUGCUAUGGAAACCAUUGUGCCAGUCUACUUUGCAGUCGAAGAUGAAGAGCUGCUGUCGAUCUAUGAACAAACGCGGGCUGCUUCUGCAUCUCAGGGUUCUGCCUCGGCUGCAGAAGUUCUGCUGCACACAGCAACUGCAAAUGGCUUCCAGAUGGUGACCAGUGGGGCUCAAAGCAAAGCUAUCAAUGACUGGCUCAUACCCAGUGUGGAGGGAAGGCUAACGGGGCUGGGUGGAGAAGACCUGCCCACUGUUGUGAUAGUUGCCCACUAUGAUUCUUUUGGAGUGGCUCCAUGGCUGUCACAUGGUGCUGACUCCAAUGGCAGUGGUAUCUCAGUGCUACUGGAACUAGCCAGGCUGUUUUCCCGGCUCUAUACCUACAGACGUACCCAUGCUGGGUAUAACUUGCUGUUCUUUGCAUCUGGAGGUGGCAAGUUUAAUUACCAAGGAACCAAGAGGUGGCUGGAAGACAAUUUGGAUCACACUGAUUCCAGCCUGCUGCAGGACAACGUAGCAUUUGUUCUCUGCCUUGAUACUCUGGGCCGAGGCAAUAGCCUUCAUCUCCAUGUCUCAAAGCCUCCCAAGGAGGGGACCUUGCAGCAUGCGUUUCUGAGAGAACUGGAGAUGGUUGUUGCCAGCCAAUUCCCAGAGGUGAAGUUUUCCAUGGUGCACAAGAAGAUAAACUUGGCGGAGGACAUGCUGGCAUGGGAGCAUGAGCGUUUUGCAAUCCGACGCUUGCCAGCAUUUACCAUCUCCCAUCUGGAGAGCCACCGGGACAGCCUGCGCAACAGCAUCAUGGAUAGGAGGGCACGGAUAGACACUAAGGCACUAACCAGGAAUACUAGGAUCAUUGCUGAGGCUUUGACAAGGGUCAUCUACAACUUAACAGACAAGGGAACACCUGCAGAUCUGCAGAUCUUCACAGAUCAGAUGCAGAUCCAGGAGGAGCAACUAGAAUCAGUGAUGGACUGGCUGAGCAGUCAGCCCAGGGCUGCCCAGCUGAUUGAUAAAGACAGCACCUUCCUCAACACCUUAGAAUAUUAUAUGGGUCGCUACCUGAAGGAUGUCAAACAGCAUCAUGUAAAGGCAGACAAACGGGACCCUGAGUUUGUUUUCUAUGACCAGCUGAAACAAGUGAUGAAUGCAUACAGGGUCAAGCCAGCGAUCUUUGACCUGCUUCUGGCUGUCUGUAUUGCAGCCUACCUUGGUGUUGCUUAUGUUGCAGUGCAGCACUUUGGUCUCCUUUACAAGAUGAUACAGAGAUUAUCCCUUAAAACCAAGCAGCAGUGAAGCAGUGAGUCAUCACCCAUACAGCAGCACUGAGCCAUCGCUUUUUGGUGAGGGAGAGGCUCAGAGACUUCAGUAGUUUCUGUGGGUUGUUUAAACACUGAACGGCUGAUUCUGAGCAGCUUCUAUGAGUGUAAAACCAAGUCCAGCACCUUCAUGGACACAUGUGCCAUGCAGCCAACUUGGAAACUGAAGCUACAGAGUAGAGUGACAUGUUAUCUCUGCUCAGCAAACAAGGACCGAGAGCAGUUGUUUAAAAGAAAAAAAGUGCACAUGUGAAUUAAAGAGAAUACUAUUAGCAUGUUUUCUUAUGGCACCUCUUCCUUAAAUUCACUGCCUGGCUUUAGGAAGGUGUGCUGAGCAAGCAGUAUCUGCAGCAAGCAGCAGUAUCUGCAGCAAGCAUCAUCUUGCAUUUUGUUUAGACUGUGCAAUAAUUCAUUCUCUUUUAGGAGGUGCACUCUAAAUGAUCUUAACUGUUAUUGACAGAAUGAGGAAAGAUUGUUAAAAUGGUUCCUUGCAUUAGGGUUCUUAGCAGGACAGGUUCUCUCCUGUCUCUAUUGGAGGAUGAAUUCUGCUGUGUACUUGAUUUCUCUUAAAGUUUAUUGUUCUUGAACAGUUCGUGGCUGCCACCACUCUGUGCUAAACUCUUGCUUGGUUUUUAUGGAGUGUUCUACAGUCCCAACUGCUUCAGGAUCAUGUUCUGUGCUGCUCCAUGUAUUUAAACAAGUUGAUUAUAUUGAGAGCAAGAGCAACUCUGCUUCUGCUGAGUUCUGGUCUCUAAUCCCUUCAGUCUUCAUUCCUUAGUUUUUACUUCCAGAUGGGUUCUGGAUUUUGGGGUGUUUUCCCAUGUUCACUUGCAUCUCAGGGUCUCACUUCACAUUUUUCAGCUCUGUUAUUUCUGGAAACAUCGUUCCUGGCCUGCACAUAUGAGCAAGUUCACAAACUACUUGUUGUGUCCUUUCAUGUGCUGCCCCUAGUAUAUAUGAAGGGAGGCAGGUCACUUAGCCAUUAAAAAGCAAAACAAAAUGAAAAAUGAAGUUUUAUGACUGUAAUUAUAAACAUGGCUGUUUCUAGAACUGUAGCUAAGAGGGUGUAUCUUGGAACACACGCUCUGAGUUUUUUAUCCUUGAGCAAGCCUUAUUUUUAGUUUGAUGAUGCUUCUGGAUGGAGAGAGCUAUGUAGUUGCCCCAAAUAUUUGGCACUGCUGUGCAAAGAUCAGGAGGGCUAGGUAACCAGUUGCUCAAGCAUUGUCAUAAUCUUAAAUUGAAGUCCUUCCUGAAUUCCAUCAUCCCAGGUAAGCAGGAUACUUGUCACCACUUCCUGGUGAGAGUUGAAUGCCCUUUCUGGGCAGCGUUGCACUUUGUUUACUCUCAAGUUCUUCCGGAAAAUCUAUCAAGAUACUGACUACAAGUCCUAGGCUAGUUGUAGUUCUAGAAGAUUUCUGGAUUGAAUACUACUGUCCUGCCACUCACUCAACAAUAUUUGACUUCGUUCUGUAAUUUGUUCUAUGCACAUGAGGUCUCUUCACAGGCCACGGUGACUACCUUUUUUUUUUUUUUUUUAAUUACUACUUGUAUUUAAAAUAGUAUCUUUUACAGAGGCUGAAAAGCUCAUGUGGGUUUGAAUGAACGUGUACCCUUUUUUUUAUACGCAAGGAAAAUUGAAGCUGUGCAUCCUUGUCUGUACCACAGCUGCUGUGUGCACACUUGUUAGAAAAGGGGUUAUUGUGGCCAGUCACUGUCCUUGUCCUUUGGAUGGGAACCAAAGCACUGAUUUCUAUCCAUCUUUCUUUGUAUCGCUGUAGUCUCCUUUGUGGAGUACCUUUACCCCAUAAUGUGUGCUUUCUGCUACUUUAAAUGUGUAGCAACUUGUUCUUUAAAGGGUCUAUUAUUUUCCAGGAGAGUGUGCUGAUGUCAGUGGCUCACUGUACUAUCAGCAGGUGGCAUGGUACCAACCACUCCUGAAAUAUCAGCCCUACAGGGAAACUUGCCAUUUUCUGAUCUUUUGAGUGCUUAUUUAAAAUAUGUCUCUCUGCAUGUGUGAAGUGUUUGUGACACUCUUCUGCCAAAUGAAUUUAUGAUGACUUCAGAAAUCGCUAGAGUGGCUGGAAGACAAACCUUGAUUGUUUUCCACUGGCUUUAUAUGCUCUGCUCUUAGAGACUGUGUAUGUUGUGCUAUGGGAAGGUGCAUGCUCUGGACUGUGUAGUUUCAGAACACGCAUAGUACAGUGGCUAUCUGAAGAACUUCCUAUAGGUUCUGAAUAUCUGGAAGUAGUUUCAGAGACCUCCAGCUGCGUCAUGUUUCUAGUGUGUUAUAUUUCAAGAGGGUGAUGUUCCUUCUAAUCCAGCUGAUUACUUAACUAGGCUUCAUGAAACUGUUACCUCACUGAGAAAAAUAGAAAAACCAUAAUUAUUAGCAAUCCUGCUGCAGCUUGACUUGUUGCAUGUAAAAUUUGCAAGUAUUGGGCAAGUGAGAACAGAACAGGCCUGGAGUAUUCUUCCUUGCAGUGAAGACUGUCAACCUUUGGUCUUCCGAAUGAGAAGCUCAAAGUUCAGAAUAAAAAACUUCCACCAAGGCAACCUGGUGUGGUUGCAGCUAUGUUGCUGUCAAGGUUGUAGCAUUAAAGCAAACAUUUCACCCCCUUGUGGUCUCAACAAUAAACUGCUAACACUCCUGAAGCCAGUAGCAGCUAUCCAAAAGACAGCUGGAUAGAGGUAAAUGAGGAGAGUUCAUAAACUUGAAGGGCAGUUGGGAUAGUACAUCACUCUCCCACACAAGGGUCAUUUGUCCUCUAAUCUGAUUGGAUGCAUUUUGUGUAUCUCUAGCUGGCUGCCAUAGAAAGUAGUUUUUACUAUAGAUACGGGUUUAUGCUUUUGAUCAAAGUGCAUGUGCACUGAAACAUUAUAUACUCUAAUCUGAGAUGAUAAAAUUCCAACUUUCUCAUAGCUGGAACAGAGUGCCCAUCCUGGGAGUGAACUUAGUUCCCAUAUUGCUGUUUCCUUUGGGAAGUUGACAGAGAAGCUUGUAAAUAGACCCUGCUAUUCUGAUAGGUUUUGAAAAACACAAGAAAAAUGCUGCUGAUCCAUACUACGGCAUAUCGGAUCAAUUCUAUCACCAACAUGACAUACAAAGGCAGAAAUCCAACAGCUGUUCUGGUAAAAUAAAAGUUCACACCACUGCAGAAGA
Molecule: messenger RNA, 4916 nt
Organism: Tyto alba (common barn owl)
Lineage: Eukaryota; Metazoa; Chordata; Aves; Strigiformes; Tytonidae
Gene: NCLN
Product: nicalin
Exons: 16
Coding region: 45-1733 (562 amino acids)
Biological process (GO): regulation of signal transduction
Cellular component (GO): endoplasmic reticulum membrane
Source: RefSeq, a predicted model, not a curated record